AUGCCUUAUACGUGGAAGUUUCUAGGGAUCAACAAACAACUCUCAUUGGAAAAUGGCAUACCGCAGCUCAACCAAUUGCUAAAUCUAGAAGUGGAUUUUGAUGUUCAAACCAUUCGCAUCCCCAGCGGGCCUGAUAGUGCGUCCGCCAACGACGAAUAUAUUCGCUAUGAAUUGAAGCUGACCACUUCCGACCUGGACGAGGAAACAUACUCUAAGUUCAUUCUAUUGGGGAACUCAAAAAUGGAAGUGCCGAUGUUUCUUUGCUACUGUGGUACGAACAACCGCAACGAAGUUGUGUUGCAAUGGUUGAAGGCGGAGUUUGGCGUCAUUACGUGGGCAAUCAACUUUGAUCAGACAAUGAUGAUAAAGUUGGCGGACGCUAGCAUAGUGCACGUAACAAAGGAGAACAUCGAACAAAUUACAUGGUUUAGUUCGAAAUUCUCUCUGGAGCCGGUAACACAAGACAAAAACCUGCGGCAAUUCAAUAUAGAGAUACCAAGAGAAAGCUGCGAGGGCUUGGCUCUCGGCUCUGGCAAUACCAUGUGCCCGUAUAGCGACGCAAUUGUGCCUUACAUAUAUAAUGAAACGGGGAUGGCUCUGCGAAAAUUGCCUUUGACUUCCAUCAUAUUGGCGGGGCAUACGAAGAUAACGAGGGAGUCCAUUGUCACUUCCACACGAACCCUCAGAAACAGAGUUCUGGCAGUUGUACUACAGUCGGCACAAUUUACUAGCGAAUGA
This is a messenger RNA of Saccharomyces kudriavzevii IFO 1802, 738 nucleotides long. RefSeq names its product Iml3p (gene IML3). The coding region runs from base 1 to 738 and encodes 245 amino acids. The record is from RefSeq and is a predicted model, not a curated record. The transcript has a single exon. Lineage: Eukaryota; Fungi; Ascomycota; Saccharomycetes; Saccharomycetales; Saccharomycetaceae.